Capronia coronata CBS 617.96 is the source of this 3552-nucleotide messenger RNA. RefSeq lists its product as uncharacterized. The transcript has a single exon. The record is from RefSeq and is a predicted model, not a curated record. Lineage: Eukaryota; Fungi; Ascomycota; Eurotiomycetes; Chaetothyriales; Herpotrichiellaceae. Bases 1 to 3552 code for a protein of 1183 amino acids.
AUGGCUCCUCGAGAGGUUACGAAGAAAUCGCAUGUGCAGCCCUCCAGGGUUGUCAAAUCGAUUCCAUGCAGAGUAGGAAGGAAGUUUCCGCCGGCGGUGUCUCGCCCACGAGCGAGGACCACCACUGCAGUUCAUCGAUCCAGUGUCUCAACCGUCCGUGCACAUCAGACCAACGGCGACAACAACAUCGGAGUUUCCAUUCGCCUCACAGCAGCGUCUCCUCAAAAUGCUGUUUUGGACAGGCUGCGGCAUGAUUCCACCUCCGAGGUCUCCGACCAACGUGCUCUGACCGGUCCAAGAUGGGUUCUGAGUUUACCUCCACUUGGAGAGCGUAGCACACCUGGAGAGGUCAGACAUUUUCUGGACGCUAUAGCCGAUUACUUUGGGCAAUGGUCAAGUCAUGAUCAAUUGGUUGGUCCGGCAAGCUUCUUCGGCGAUAUGAACGUGAUCAUUGGUCGAAUGGAGGAAUUUGCCUCCCUGCCCUCGCAUAUCAGAUCAUAUCCCGUUGUCUCUCGCGCCCUCGUCGAGUGCGAGAAACAGUACGAGCUAUUUGCCUCCUUGUGGGCUAGAGCGGCUCGCCGCGGACUGUGUGACAAGCUGGCCACCAUGAAUGCUUCGCUCUCAAGUUCCCUUAGCCUAGUCAGAGAGUCCGAUUUCACUGCGCUAUUGGAGGAUAUCCGAGUCAUCUCAACACCUCCUGGGUUCAGCUCGCGCGCCGAAGCUGGACAAAAUGUGGCAGUCCUGUUGUCGCAAGACGAUGCCAGAGACGCGACACUGCUGUGUGAGGCGCUACACUAUCGCUUCCAGAACGCCACGUACAAGACUGAAACGAAGCGUCUGUGGGUGCUCGUCUGGCAAGGCCUCAAAACUGCCUUCUUGGCCUAUCAGGAACAUGGAUCAGCCGCCCUCCCACAAAACUCCUCUGUUGAGCUCUCAUUCUUCAGCGACACAAGGGUGGUGCGUAGACUGCGACUGUUGACUCAGUCUCCCGAUGCAGCCAACCCCAGAACAAUUGAAGAAAUGGUUGGACAUUACUGUCGCUACAUUGCCGAUUGCCAUGCUAAGUCGGACAACAAAUUCGCUCACCUACGUGGCUUACGAAAUGAACCAUUGAAAGCUCAUGUCCUGGCCUCUCUCCAAAAGUUCAUUGAGACUGGAAAGCUCGAGACUAGUACGCUCCCGAAACUGCACUUUGCGGUGAUCCGACUCAAUGCUAUCAGCGGUGGUGCCAAAGUCCUUAGGAGGUGGAAGGAAGGGCCCUCUAGCCCCGGAUGGCAAGCAUGCUCUCCUCAGGCUCACGGCCACCCUGCAAAAGCCCCUGUGACAUGGGCAGAGAUCUCAAGCGAAGCACCCGACAAGAAGCCAGGGAGCGGAAGGCAGGUGAUGAACCAUACCAGCUACGGAGCUCGACAGUCUUUCCCACACCCUGAGGGCGUGAACAGGAGAAGUGCUUUCGACUAUGUCUGGUAUCCGUUUCCAGAGACGCGUGCUCACGAGGUUGCCCAAAAUGAGCAGAUUACACGGGAAAUGGCAGAGCCAGGUAUGUAUUCGGACGGGCCUCGAGCCGCAUUCCUGGUCAAUCGACCACCACGACAUGCCCGGAAUCCGGCAGAUGUUUCAAGAUUUACAUCGAAAAGAAGGACAGGCCCCCUCGGCUGGAUCGGUCAGCUUCUACAGAAACAUUUAUCAGAGCGGCACCGCCGAAGAGCCAUGAAAAUGAGAGCGCCAAAACUUGCAAAAUUAAGUCCCGCUGUCAAGGAUCCGAAUGCAAGGGUCCACAAGGCACCAGCACCGGCACUCAAGAUACGCGGCGGCGGCGGUAUGGCGCGUGACCCAUUUCGAAAGCCUCUGCCCUCGAAACCUUUACUGUCCAAUCGUCCACGCGUAGAUUCGCGCCAAUUUCGAAGAGAGCAUAUUGAGCGUUUGAAGGAUGCAUUAUACGAUGACGGCGAGAAUCCACUAACGCUGCUUGAUCUUCAAGACGAUCAGCUUUUGCCACUUUUGGAACAGGCUUGCUACAAUAUUCAUGUUGCGGCGGAGCUGUAUCACGAACGUGGACCUGCACCGACUCACGCACAAAGUCCAUCUCAGAAGGCAACAGGUCACAUCACUGCUGGAACCAGAAGACCGAGCCAGAAAGCGACUGGAACCUCCCAGCCACAGGCGCAGCGACAGCCACUUGGAGAGCUUCCGGUACAGCAGCCGGAGGGUUCUGAAGAUGGUCAAAGCCAUGGAAACAAUGAGAACGAUGCGGGGAUGAGAGCAGACUCGAAUGACGAAAAUCGUGCACCAACUUCGACGAGUACUUCAUCGAACCACCAUGUCGACGGGCCUUGCCAUCCUUGCCCCCAGUAUCCAGGUCAAUACCACCACAAUUGCCGAUGUCCUUUCGAACCCCACGCGUCAGGCGACGUAGAAGAGGAUUCCAGCCCGGAAAACCCUCCAUCGGUUGUGGAUGAGGAUAGCGAGGGCGAAGAGCCAGCGGUUGGCGAAGCUCGCCGCCACCAACAAAUCCGGGAACAGCCUCACCCUGAUGAUGAGAGAUCGCUGCGCAGCCUGUUCGCCAGUGGGAGUCAACUCCACUGGGAGGUGGCCGAAGCGUCUGACAUAUUUGACGACCUCGAAGCUUUCUUUAACCAGAGAUACUGGGAACAUGAUGCAAAGGUAAGGUCUGAGAUAAGAGACAUGAUUCUGGCACUACGCAAACAGACGCAAUCUAUCGUAGCCGCUUAUCUUAGUGGCAUCGACCAGAGCGUGCCGGUAUUUAUGGAAUCGAUCCCGGCGAAGGAGAAGCUGCGGUACAAUCCGGGAUUACCAUCGUCCAAGGAUCUAUGUCAUCGAUGUUUCUUCGAGCUGCAACGGCAUUUCUACCGUAUGAGCGACAUGAUGGAUGUGGAGCAGCGAUACACCAAUCUCGGCUUCCGUCACGCACUGUGUCGAUGCAUCCGCUCCAUUCGAGAGCUGACUCGAGUUUAUGAAGAGUAUUAUCGACAUCUUGAUGGGAAUAGCAGUCCACCUGCCGAUGAGAGCACAGACAGUGAGGCAACUCUCUCCGAAGAUGAAAAGCAAAGGAUGGUCGACUACAAGCCUCGCCCUCGCCCAGUCUUGCCCACCAGGCAAGAGUAUGACAUGAUGUUCAAGGACGAACUGCAGCGAGAGUUGGUUGACGAACGGGGGUUUGUCGCCUUCCCUCCAAGAUACACGAAGGACUGGCUCAUCGCCAAGCUGAUGGAGCUCGACCAGCAAGGAAACUUUGGCUGUGGCGCACGCCAUGGGUACAGAAACCUUGCCAACAACCCAGGAGCCAGAGCCCGGCCCAGGGGGUUUGAUCUUGAGGCUGCGAUCGCUGUGGACAAGAACACCAGGUACAAUUUGAAGGAUGACGAACGAAGGAGGCUCAAGGAGGCUCGGAAGCUAAAGAGACAGGCUCAGGGGUUGCCUAGUUCCAUCGAUCGCGGAGAGACACCUGGCAGGUUCUCCCAGGAUGUGGACGAGUCCAGUGACGAGUCUAGAAUGGACUCGGAGUAUUCGUCGACAACUUCUGCGCCAUAG